Messenger RNA from Paramuricea clavata, 12430 nucleotides. NCBI's taxonomy places the organism in Eukaryota, Metazoa, Cnidaria, Anthozoa, Malacalcyonacea, Plexauridae. The record is from the annotation of a GenBank genome assembly.
AUGUCUGACGACAUGAACAACGUUGAUGAGAUGUCUACUUCUGAAGAUGAAUCGUCUAAAUCGGCAGAUGAAUUUAAUACCGAGGUAAGCAAAAGCAAUUUAAUCGCAGAACUAUCGGAUAUCGUUUCCUCGGCCACGAGGCACAUGUUUUCGAACGCGCAGAUUGUAAUUUGCGUAUUAAUCUGUCGAGAUGCCAUAGGCAUAGUGGCUAGUUUUGCGGCGUUGCGUAACGUGUUGGUAUGACUCAGUGUAUGCGCUUUGUCGAUGCAUUAUUCAUUUAUUUGUAUCACAUUUUAACAGGACAGUGAAACGCAGAAGUUCUUUGUCAAGGACGGAAGUACGUAUGUCAGGUUGAAAAACGAAGUGGCUCUUUUUUCGGACUUCACUCUGAAAGUUAUAGGCGAAAUCUGGCCAAAACAUAAGGCGAAACAAGAUAACGUAGAAUACCACAGACGAGGGGAAGUGGGGCAGUGGUUGAUGAGCUGUACUGGACGUUCUUUCUCCACGAAAGAAACAAGGUAUGAACUAUUUUAUGAUCGUUGACACUUGACAGCACUAAAAGGCUAUAUUAGCUAGAGGAUCAAUGUUGUGGUACGGUGCUUCAAGUUACAGUGUACCGGCAAAUAAUCUAGAUUCUAGAUUCUAGUUAUAAUCCAUUUAUAACGUCCCAGUUUUAUCAAGACCGUUUAGCCUAAAUCGUGGAUAUUAAAGUUGAAACUAUAAAAUAACAUACUUUGAUUAUUAAGGUUUUUAGACCAUUUCACCAGUAUGCUUAACGCGCGCUGCCGCGCUCGAUUAUCAAGUUCCCCGCCCUCACAUUUUGCAUGCAUAAUGAGAAAUCAUUUCUGUAGCUAACGGCUUGCCAAAAAAUCUACAUCUUAAACGAUUUGCAAAAAAAUCUAUAUCUUCACGGGAUGCUUUUGAAAGUUUGACGGUCUUUGGCUUUGUAGACUACGACAUAGUUAUUGGCUUUGCGGCACGAGAUUAGAACGCUUCUGGUUUAUAUCGAAGCCGAAGCACUGCGGCAGAAGGCUUCCGAAACGUGAUAUUUCCCAUCUCAAAUGAUCAAAGAACAAAACCGUGUUCGCGGUUUUUUCACAGGUAUUGUAUUUGCUUUGAUAUAAAGCAGAUAUUCACAGUUUAAUUCACUCAUGUUCAUAUGCCGGCGAAACGCAAAUGUAUAAAGAUUAAAGGAGGGUAUUAAGCUAAAGAGCGAUCUAAAUCGGUCAAACGAAAAUGCAGCACAACUGCAGAAGAUCUGUCAUGUACCACGAGGAAGAGACAAGCGAAUUGGAAUGUCACGCAUCCGACAUCGAGUAUCACAUGUACCAUGAAAAGUCUCUCAGUUUGCGUUCACCGUCCGUGUGCUCCAAAACCUACUUUGCAGAAAACUCAGUAACUGUUACAGAAUUUUUAAGUUCCAAGUUGCCAAACAGCAGUGAAACGUCCUAUUUCGCCUGCAUGUAAUUUCGACUACAAGACGUCAUUGUCAACAAAGCCUGACAUGGCAUUUAGGGGCGGACCAUUUUAUUUUUGUUGGGGGGGGUGGGGGGGUUGGAAGAUUUCGAAAAAAAAUUUCUUGUAACCAAGGAGAAAGAAAAAAAAUCAUGAAGCAUACAAUCGAGAAAAAAAUAUCAUACAAAAGAGAGCGCUCAAAAAAAAAUCCCACAUGCAAAUCUACUGACGUUCUUCACUUCAGUAUUGUGUCCAUUUGAGCAGGCACAUUUAAAUUGUUUAAUGAAAACCACUGACUAUCAUGCCAUGUCCAUGUACAGUAUAUUUAAAAUAGUCAGUAUUUAAAAAAACAACACGAGGUUAAAUUGGCACCAUUUGCAUAAAAGAUUACACUGCUGACCACCGACCGCUAAAUAUUUCAUGUAAUUGUUAUUUAUAAAAAAAAUAUACAAAUGUGGCAGCUAUUUUCUAAUGUGGGUGCUGAUGAGAAACCGGAAUUUUUUUACUUGACCUAACAAAGCUUUUAAAUACCUAAUUUAUAUAGACAAAUUACAGUUCCUGUGGAUGCAUUUGACAACAAACAGCAUCUUAUUACUACACUGAGGAACGUCUUUCCAUGUGGGACGUUGACAAUGACUUCCGUUGUCACCAACAGCCUUGUCAACCAGUAUUGGGAACAAUUAAGGACAAAAUACUUAAAAAAUGUUGGAAAAGAUGGUCAGUGUGAAUCGCGUAUUUGUUACCUGACAGACCAUCAUGGUUCGCAGUCUGAGGGAUACUGGUUACUUUCUUCACAUGUAAGUGCAUUCAAUUCCAUGUAAUAAAAUUCAUAAUUAAAAUUCAGGGUAAAUUUUAAGAUUACAGUGAAUGAAAACUGCAAUCAUUCAGAAAGAUUUCAUGGGGAAUUUUGUGGUGAAUGCCAGAUGAUUUUAGUCCUGUCAGUGGUACUGUACUGCCAAUAAAUCGGUUUAAAAAUCUAUUGACUAUUGACAUAAUAUACUCAUUGAUAUGCAUCUAAUUGUCUUAUACCAUAUUCUAUAGAUACAUCUUGAUCAUGGUAAACUGCUAAGUCCAUCUGAAAUUAAAUACUUUCCGGAAUCAGACUUAUCAGCAUAUUCAACGGAUUUUAAUCCAAAAUUGCUUGGAAAGACGUAUCUUCAAAAUGUAAUGAAAAGGUAACAUAAAUGUCAUAUUUAAAUUGCUACUAACUGUCUUAAAUUUACUCUAAUUCAGCUAGCCAGUUCAAACAGAUUUAUAUAUAAUGCACUGUAGAAUAUUAAUUAUGCAUGUGCACAAAUGCGCCCACUUUUUAUGAUACAAACAGUUUAACUAUGUUUUGAGUUCUUGAAAAGCCUGAUUGUUGUUUCUUGAUCAUUUAUUAUACUCUAGAAGCUUGAAAAUAUAAAUAGUUGUCGAAUAAAGCUCAAUAUUUUGGACACAAAAAUGUAAACAAAGGCUUUGUUUACAUACGGACUGUAGAUCACCUUUAAAACAUUUGCAGCCAAUCUUUAUCUGAUAUACAAACUUGAGCCAAAGGCAGUAGUUUGUAUAUCAGAUAAAGAUCGGAUGCAAAUGUUUUAAUGUACGUGCUAAACCUUGACAGGAUAUAAUUUAUCACUUCAAAUGACAAUAUUGUGCUACUUAAAGGGGCCCUAACAGUCAUUUUUUAGUCAAGGAAGUAUUGUUUACAUUUUUUGUUAUUGUCGCUACUUGACAUGCGCACCACAGCAUGCAUGCGUUUUCCAGUGUGCAGAAGUGUACAAGUCAUGGGUACUGCAUGUAAGAUACAGCCAUACAAAUCUCUGUGGAGUCCCCUACUUAAGGUGGCUUUUCGACUAAAAAAUGACUGUAGGGCCCCUUUAACUGAAUUCCACGAACUAUAAUUAACAAUCACUUCAACUAAUAUGUUUUCCAGAUAUCUACAGCUAGCCACUUCUGUUUUCAAAUCCAAUGAAGUGGGAUUUAAAUCGGCGACAUCAUUUGUUGUUACAAGAUUGCUACGCAAUGAUAUGGCCAUUUGGGGUAUGUACUUUACUUAGCCCAUGGAGCCGCAGUGCACCCCACUUAUUAUUUUUUUACUCAUCAGUGGGUAGGUUCUGCAUCUUAAUGGGCUGAAAAAAACCUGACAAUGUCUCUAGCUAACCCACUGAGCCACAAUGCACACCAGUGUAGAUGUGCCAUACCGGUACUUAUAUUGUUUUACUUGUCUAACACCAGACAACUUUACUCGUCAAUGGGGCAACGGGGAAGCUCUGCAGCCUUUAAGACUUUCAAAUAAAAAACCUUCACAAGCCUGGAGAGAGACAUGGAGCAAUAAUUCCUUUUAUUUAGUCUUAGUUUUUAUUAAUUUAAUUUGCAGAAGAAAGCAAUAUUGGUCUUGUGUACUGCCAUGAAAAGAAUGUUGGAAAGUCAUUGACACUGGACCUUUUGGCAACGGCACAAGGUGUUCCAACAAGAAAGCACCCGCUUAUAUUGUCUGGUGGAAAUCAAACCACCGCAGGGACAUCAGAGUAAGUUGAUUAUGUAACAAGACAAUUAAAACCAAUACAAAGAAUGCUUAAUAUGUUCUUAAAUAAUAUAGAAUUUGUAAAUUCUGAACGCUGAUUGGCUGAGAGCCGUGUUGUUUGUGCUACAUUUUUUCAUAUUGAUACAAGGUUACAUAAACACUCGUGGAAAUUGGGGAAACUUGUUUUCCACUCAAUUUCCACUCAUGUUGAUAUAACUGUAUAUCAACUGACAACAUGGAAAAUAUUUUAUAUUUGUUAAAUGUUAUAUAUUACUUUAUAGAGUUAUUUAAUUAUUUAAUUGCUGUGGUCUGUAUAUAAGUAAGAAAAUGUAUACAAUUGCCACUACCUCAUUGAUAAAGUCCAUUGAUUUUAAUAACAAAGCUUUAUAUCAAAACUAAUGUAGGUAAUAAAUAGCAAAUUAAUUAAAGUUAAUCAGAGGUGUAACUUAACAUUUGCCCACAUGCCAGAGGCAAGUGAAUAUCAUGACGGACGUUUUAUCUUGCAUGUCUGAUUGUGCACAUGCAACCACUCAGGGUCGACAUGUUGUCCCCUUAAUUAAUUUAUACCCACUACCUAGCUGGUACCCCAUUAUAAUAUAACAAUUAAACAAGCACUUCCUUGUUCUUGUAUUUAUUGAUUAAGUGUCGGAAUAUAUAGUAUCAUAUUAAUUUUUAUAUUUAAAACAUUUCAAAUUACUAGUAAAAAGAUACUGGAAUCGUUGGUGUCUACGACAAUGGUUGUAAUGAUUGAUGACCCAAUAAUUUCUGGGCCUUUUGGCGAGUUUUUGAACCAAGUUCAAGGUGGUUUGACCCAAGGCUCUUCGAACACUGGCAUGUUGGCACCAAAUGGGAGCAUUUUAUUGUCGUCAAACAACAAGGAAGUUGAAAGGUAUAUAUAUAUAUAUAUAUAUAUAUAUAUAUAUAUAUAUAUAUAUAUAUAUAUAUAUAUAUAUAUAUAUAUAUAUAUAUAUAUAUAUAUAUAUAAAUGGCCCUAUAUUGUUAUUCUUGUGUUAGUUUGUGCUAGUUAUGUAUUUAUCUGUCCAAUUUCUUAACCAAAAAUCACUGUAAAUGUCUGUAUUGUUAUUAAUUCUAGAGUGAAGGGGCGUGUCAUUCGCUUUGACUAUGUGAAAGACCAGCUAAGGCAUAAUGAAAUUGAUUCUCUUGAUGAACAAGAGUUAAAAGACCUUGUCCAAAAUAACAAAGUAAGUAAUUUAAUGUAAUAAAUGACAUAUCGACCUUGGAUAGACAUAUAGACAUGUUAUAGUUGAUUUAGAAAAUUGUACAGAAUACUUUGACUAAUGUAUACCCCCCCUUUGGAUAAAACGCUUCUAACUGCACAUGGUCCACAUGCCCGAAACUUGAAACGACGUAAAAUUAUUAGCCGUGCAUAUUAAGACAAAAAACCAAAACAACAUUAUAGCUUUUGCAAGUAUUAAAUAAGACUAGAGCCAUAUAAAAGAACCAUUUAUGCGAUAACUCCGCUUAUAUAAGACGCGUCUUAUGUAAGUCGCGACUUAUUUUGUUCCCUAUAAAUGGCUCUAUUAUCUGUAGUUUACUCAUUUUGCUCUCUGGCAUCUCUGCAUGGCGGAUUUAAAAAAAUUAUAUACUAUAUAUGUUUAUACCACUGGUAAGCAUACUGUAUGAAGUAUACUAACUAGAAAUGUCCAUCUUGGAACGCCCUUUGCUGCCCGCGCUCCUUUGCCCAGCGGCUCCGCUCGUGUUCCCUGUCUUUUUAAUAUUAAUUUAAUGUCUUCUAAAUGUCUUCUAUCUUUUUCUAUCUCAAUAAAUCUCAAUACUAAUCGUAAUCGUAGCCAAAUAAAGCCUCUGCGGAGGAAAGAGUAAAUUUUGUAAAAAUGAAAAAUUCCUGAAAUCGAAUAGCAAAAUAUUUUUACGUGAAAGCAUAUUGUGAAGGGGUAUAGGGGGCCCUCGAAUAACAGUAUGAAGCUCAAUUCGCGUUUAUUAAUAUUUUAAUUAGAAUGAGUCAAUUUUACCGAAAAAUUGAUUUCUAAAUUUCAAACUGCCCUUUCUCAAAUUAAAAAAAAUUCCCGAUAGAUUGACUCUUUAAAAUCAAAAGAAAAAAUCCUAACUGCUUAAAAUAAUCCCGAGAUGUCAGUAUCCCGGAUUUUGUCCAGCUAAAAGGUAGCAAGUUUAUUUUACUAUAAGUUUAUCUCUGUACUAAUUGUUAGGGCUUGUUAGUGGCGUGGAUAUGCCAUUUCAAGGAUAUGUGGGAGUCCCUAAAGGAUCCUCACAUUAAAGAAAUCCAACAGGUGAUAUUUCAUCAUUUACCCGAACACCAGCCUAGAUGGAUAAAAGGUCUAGCAUAUGUCAUCUAUACCUAUUGUUUGGUAAGUAUAGCACUUGAUAUAGUGCAUAUACUUUGUAGUACUUUGCCUGAGCCUAGAGUCUUAAUUCAUUUUUGUCUAGACAGCUAUACAGAAUGUCCUGUACUGCUGUAGCGAAAUGAAAUUUGCGUCAUGAUUUUUGUAUACAUGUCCUGUAUUAACAGAUUCAUUAUUCUGCUGGAAUACGACCAGAUUUGGAAAUGGUGUUCAAGUACUUCAUCAUAAUUGAAGCAGACAAAUUUACAAAAGCGCCAUUAUUAAAGAGACUGCAAAUUGGACUGUACAGAUUAAUAAGAAACAAUAUGACAAAGGUGUUGUGUAAUUAACUAUCUUUGUUUGUUGGGCAUUGCAACUGCAAUUUCAUAUUUUCAUGAAGGUGUAAUAUGCAAUGGUAAUUCCUGCAAUAAUUUGUCGUUAUCUAAUAGCGUAUUAGGGCCGACUGUUCAAACUAGCUGGUUAGUUGAAUCCUAACCUUUAAAUAUAUUCAUUUUCAUAUAUAAUCAGGUGCUGACGUUUAUUAAUCCAAACACUAGUGUGCGGAUAAAGAAAGAUGGCAAAUUAUUACCAGCCAUAGGAGUAAAAAUCACCAUAAUAGACGAAAUUGAAGAUGUUGAAAGAUACGUAAGUACCGAAUAUGACGUUUCUCAUGGACAAAAUCGAUAUGUGAGGCUUCCCCUACUCGCUAUCUAUUUAUGAAUUAGUUAGCGAAUAGCGUAGCCAAUCAGAAUGCAGCAUUUGCAUUAGAACUCGUGUUCCAAAUUUUGUAAGUUCAGAUAUGGCAUUUGUUCGUUCAAGGCAUAAUAUGUUGGCUACUUAUGUUCGUACAAGUAGAAAUAACUACAUGUCAACCGUAAGUAGCUGUUUUUAAAUAUGCAGGAAGUAAGAGAUUACGUUGGUGGCGACGAACUUGGUUAUAAACAAGUUGCGUUACUGGCCGCAAGUGAAGACGUCACUCUAAGUGACUUCAAAAAGAAAACUGGCGAGAAUCAGACGACGAGUGCGAAGGUCUUCAAGAUUCGAAAAUCCGUUUUGGAUGAGGGGUUCUUGGAUUGGUUGAACUAUGGUAAGUUGAAAAUGUAAUCGUGAAAUAGUGGUAGUCCUAAUUAGCCUUUCUCAUGAUGACGAAUAUCAAGCAUUUUUGGGUGGCAUCUAAUAAAACAAUGUGAAAAGUAAUUUCUGAAAAUAAACUAAUCAUUUACAAAGUAAUAUAAAGUUGCUCGGUUUAUAUGUGGACUUAUCUCAGACUUCGGCUGAAAUGGCACCCAAAAAUGGCGGCGUGCCAUUUAGAUAUAGGACAUUGUUACAUACAGCGAUGUGAAGAUACGUAUUUUAUCUUCGAAUGGUAAAAACAAUAUUUUACGAAGGCAAUAUAUAAGCCCCUACUUGAAACGUAAAUGGCAAUGGAAAACGAUAUGAGUUCCACACACUGAACUAGUUAAAAACGUCGCUAUUUUUGGUAAAUUGUGAACAGAAUGCGAAUAGAUCUUUCCGGUAAUUACAUCACAACUAUAUGGAAGUGAGGCGAGGAUCCACGCAAUAAGGCACUCACGCCCAUUGCUCGCGCCUCACUUGGCCACUUUCAUGUAGUUGUAGGUCUAUUGGCAAGGAAUAGUCACGUGAUCGAUAUCUUCACAAGUGAAGAAACGAAAAGUAUCAUACUGUGUGUAUUUUCAGUAUCUUACUGUAUGCUAUAUAGUAAUAAUCAUCCCACGUAUUAAUAACGUGUUACUUAAAUUAGCGUAAUUGUAUAAUAUAUUAUUUUGACUUAUCUUUAAGCAACGGCAAAAACAGGAGAAAAACCAAAUGAGUACAAUCCAAUAACAGAUGAAAUAAGGAGUGCGGAAGAACAAAAUCCUCUUUCUUCCGUUGAUGUAUCAGAAAACAUGUUACAUUUGGCAGUUCAAGGUAAAAAUACAUUGAAAGUUUGAGUAUGUCUAUAAAUGAUCUCUAAUGCACAAGGGUGUAUACAAAACCCUCUUCGUGUGUGAUAGGAGAAAAUUUGCCAAAACCAUGCAAAUAUAUUUUAAUCGUUUAAAUUAAUUUGUUUAAAUCUUUGAGGCAAUCGGAUGUACGAUAUACUUUUUCAUACUGUAAGUUAGCUAGAUGGAUAUCCACUUCACCGAGUUUCUAAAUAACCUCAUUUUAGGCUGUUGCGGUAUAUCGAUAUAUCGAUAAUUAUCGGUUUUUUAUAAAUACCGAUAACUCGAUAUUGAAAUUUUCGAUAUAUCGGUAUUAUCGGUAUUUUUUUUCCGGUAUCGGUUUUCGUUUUUUUUCAAAUACCACAACAGCCUACCUCAUUUCAUGUCAUAUAUAAUAUCUUUCAGAAUAUUUUGAAUCUAAAAUCGAAACGUCCGAAGAAAUUGCACAGUGUGUCAAUAUCUGUAGUGUAAGUUAUCUUUUUAUCUAUUCUUAAUUACUUGUAUAAUGUACAUAAAAAUAUUACUCGGCUGUGAUUGGUUGAUUUCAGUGCAGUUAGUCCCAAACAGCAGUGGCAGUGCAAUUUUCUGUAACCACAGUGCAAAAAUCUGUAACAAACUGAUCUUGAUUGGUGGAAAAAAUUGUGAUGAUAAAACCAACAAUAUGAUAUAUGAUAUAAUGCGAUAUAACAAAGCCAGAAAAACUUUGCCUGUGGAAAGUUCGUGAAAUUUGGCUGAUACACAUACACUCGUGAGUUUUUCAAAAACCUUAGAUAGCACUCGUCAUUUGGACUCGUGCUAUUUUGAGGUCUUUGAAAAACUCACUAUAGCUCGUGCAUGUUAAUCCAAAUCGCACUCGAAACCGUGCUAUACCUAUACUUAUCACGAUCCACCAAGUCGUGGCGCAUGCUCAAUGCAAAAAUAACGCCUAAUAAAAUAAUUUUAUUCUCGUUUUUAGCAACUUACACCAAAGUCUAAGGCAAAGUACCUGGCUUUUAGUCCUGGAAAAAGAAUGGCUUGCGAAUGGGUUAGUCCAUUUGAUGCGCCCCUUACUUAUAAGUAUAGAAUUAUUAGAACAAAUACGACAUUUAAAUGUGUGUUUGCGUAAACAUUUCGCGCACACAUUUCAGCAAAAUUAUCUGCAUGUAUCUUACCAUUUUGAAUUUUGCUGUCCCGGGCAUGUUGCAGCAAAAAUUUCAGAAUGACAUGUAAAAAACUUAUUACAAGAUCUUGUUUAUGACCUUUUUCUGGCCUUUCAAACAAUGCCGAUGGUCAGUUUUAGGUAUAAAGAAUCGUUAUUUGUUCCGCUAUGUAACAAAUGGUCAAUGCCAAUGGUAUUAUAGUUAAGAGCUGUACCCUGGCAGGCAAAAAGAUAAAAUUACUAACAAAAACGUCCCGUUCUGUAUGUAGUAAAUCAUUAAUUUACUUAUUAAUAAUUUAAGCCCAGAUUAUUUUUCUACAUUUUUUCCUAUAGGGAAUGAACUUGCAAAAUCGCCUGAAGGUUUUCAAAAUUCAGGAAGAGACCGGUACGUAUGGAUAUUUCAUUCCGCGUAUAAACCAAAGGAUCAGACCCAAUCUCGGGUUGUGUUAAUUAAAUUUUUAUCGAGUAACUUUUGCUGCCUCAAAACAGAGUUAGGGCUUUACAAUCAUGAUACAAUAGCACAAACAAUGUAUUUAUAAUCUUAAUUUAGCAAAAAAAAAAUAAUUAGAGAUCUGCGAUGGAAGGCCUGAUCAGUACUGUGCGCCGGUGUUUUGGCCUAUUUUGCCGGAGCUGGAGUUUCAACUCCUGCACCACUUUAUUUUCCCGCGCGUGCGUCACGCAACCGCUUAGCACAUCGAAGCGCCUGGGACGAGGCUGGCACUUACACAUUUUCUUCUUUUAGGUAAAGACACCAACGACGAUAGACGCAUCGAAACACAGCCAAUAGGUGCUGGUAAGGGCAAUGAUACUGUACACUGUAGUUAUAUGCAUCGCCUACACAUGGUCCCUAUAAACUGUGUAUUGAUUUUAUUAGAUAAAGAAACGAACGAAAAUGAAAAAAGGCGUGAAACACCAACUGCAGGUGGUAAUUAUACCAUUGUAUAUUAAAUCAUUGAUUAAAUCAUUGACAUUGCUGUUUAAAUAUUUGUCGUCCAACACAGUAAAUUAACUCAUAGCUCUAAUUUAUAUUAUAUUUUUGCCAUAGACAUCAUAAAAUCUAUUAAAAGGAAAUUUGAAUUACUACAUAAUGUCUACCUUGCUUGUGAAAUCGUUUUAAUUAGAUUUGAUUAUAAACAAGAUGGUGGAUAACGGAGUCUUUUAUCUCAAAAUUAAGAAAGCUAGCUAAGAUUUGUAAAAGAGCUUUACAAAUACACUCCGUGCUCCUUCACUAAUGUAAAUACUAAUCAUUAACAGCUGAAAAAGUGAAGAAGCGUUCCCUCCAGUUUGACGACGAGGCAGUUGGCGAAUGCUCAUCUCCUACAGAAGGUAUGCCAAAAUGCGACUGGGGCUGUCUCUGCAUGUGCAUUGUAAUGGUCUUUUUGAGAUAAGAGAACACAAUAAUUGAAUUUUAAGUCAACAAUUGUAUUUAUAAUUAUUUAAAGGCGCCAAGAAGAAACCCGGUGUUUCAAACAGCAUCACAUUCGUCGAAGGUGCAGUUGGAGUUUGCUCUGGCAUCGCAGGUACCACGAACAGUAUUUUAAAUAUAUCGCUUGGAUUUUGGAUUUUCAACAAAUCAACAAUUCACUUUUUCGACCCUAAAGACACGUGUAGCAACACGUGACCAAAAAAUGUAAACAAAUGCCAAAAGUUCGGACAAGCUUAAUUGUUCGAACAUACAAUCAAUUGACCUUUCCCCUUAUAACCAAAAUUUUGAUCUAGGCAAGUCUAGAGAAAUAUUUCAUCACAGCUUGAAAGAGCAUCACAAAAUUAGUAAUAUUCCAAAGUUUCGUUGCGAAAUGUUGUAAAAUGAGGAAAACAGAGCCUUGCGAAGUUUGCAAUUUUCAGUCAUUUUGCAUUACAAACGGGAAAUUGCAGUCCCAACACCCGAAUCGUAUGUCAAUUUCCCGUUUGUAAUACAAAAUGACUGAAAAACGGCAAACUUCGCAAGGCUAUAUUAUCCGCAUUUUACAAGAUUUUGCCACAAAACUUUGGAAUAUUACUAAUUUUGUGAUGCUCUUUCAAGCUGUGAUGAAAUUUUUGUCUAGAUCGAAAUUUUAGUUAUAAGGGGAAAGGUCCAUUGUAUGUUCGAACAAAAGCUUGUCCGAACUUUUGGCAUUCGUUUACAUUUUUUGGUCACGUGUUGCAACACGUGUCUUUAGGGUCGACAAGGCGAAUUGUGUUUCAUAAUUUCUUACAGGUAUCAAGAGGAAAGUAAAUGGUGCAGCACUUAGCUCCGGCUCCACAGGUAAUACCACGACCAUUGUUUUAUUCUAUCGACGAUCUUUCCAUUAUUAUUAUUACGACAUUAUUAUUAUUAUUAUUACUACUACUAUUAUUAUUACUACUACUAUUAUUAUUAUUACUACUACUAUUAUUAUUAUUACUACUACUAUUACUACUAUUAUUAUUUUUACUACUAUUAUUAUUUUUACUACUAUUAUUAUUUUUACUACUAUUAUUAUUUUUACUACUACUAUUAUUUUUACUACUACUAUUAUUUUUACUACUAUUAUUAUUUUUACUAUUACUAUAAGGGUUUCGGUGCGCUAGUUGUCAGAGCAAGCGCAUUUCACCUCUGAGCUCGUGGAUUCGAUUCUCGCUAUGGACUCACGUGAAAAGAGUCUGUCAACGCCCGGCCGACAGUCGCUUAGUCCUGGGCGCUCCGGUUUCCUCCCACAGGGAAAGUUGACAGGGUCGGUCAGAAAGUAAUAUCACAAAUGUUGUAAAUUAGAUAAAUAGUCUAGGUUAAGUAACAUAAGUAAGCGUAAUACUUUAUGCAAUCGGUCGCUGAAAAGCCCCAGUUGGAAGUGAGCUAAAUAGUCACGUAAUGAAAUUAUAAUAGGGUAAAUUUCUAAUUAAUGUUCUUCACAUGCACAUCUCCUGACGCCCUACGUACCCAUUUUUAUGUGAAACUUUACAUGUUCUUGAUUUUAAAUAUGGCAGGUACACGGAAAUCAACAAAAGAUAAACAGAGCAAGUGUUUCGUGUGCGACCUAAAGUUUUCUGAAGAAAACAAAGGAACCAAGCAGGAAUGGUUGUUCUGUGACGAAUGCAACGAAUGGUUUCACUU